AUGGGGACAAGCUGCAAACAGUUUCUGGCCGGAAAGGUGUUCAAUGACGAGGAAUUUGUCACAUAUAAAGCUCUCAGUAGAGCGCAGAGAGUCCACAGCAACCAGGCCAAGCGAAUGCUAUAUGAGUUUCAUCGCUCUGAAAAUGAGAAGAAACCAAAGUCUGUCCAUGCUACUUAUCUGUUGACCGGAAUUUCUGGUCACACCAAACCAUUGCCUUUGAGUAGGAAUCAUUUGAAAGAUGGCGAAGAUGAGGUGAUGCAGAGCAGUCCCGUCGUGGGCAGUCAGCCAGCUCAACCUGAGACGACAGAAACUGUGGCUGGACCUGCUAUUACUUCUGUAUUACUCGUUCCGGAAGAAGAAUUGGAGGAUGCAAAGUCCCGUUUCCAGAAGGUUUUAUCCAUUUUUGUAUACAGCGUACAGCCGACUUCAAUGCCAGACUUGAAUGUGUUGGCAGACAUUGGACAGAUAUCAUCUACUUCUCCUGGGGACGAUGUCUUUCAGCACAAUGAAAAGUAUGGGAUGAUCCAGAACAAGAAUGUUAAGAGACGAUCGGGAACACCAGCGUCUAUGCCGAUGCCCAUUAAAGAAGAGAACCCAAUACAGAAAACUGUGGUCAAAAAGGCAGAACAAGAGCCUCCUGGUAAGAAAUCUAUGACCCAGUCUACGGAUAAGAAGCCAGAACCAUCUUCAACUCCUUUUCGGGCACUGGGAAGCUCGCAGUCAACAACCAAAUCGUCUCAAGGCAAGCCUACACACAAACGUGACUCUUCAAGUAUAUUCAAAGCUUUCGCCAAAUCAAGGCCAAAGCAACAGACGAAGGAUAACGAUGCAGAUUCGACACCAAACGAGUCUCAGAAUAAUAUGCUAGAUGAUGAGUCUGAGGAGGAAAGAGAGGACCUUUUCCUGGAUACUGGGAAAAAGACUACCAAUAAAGAACAAGAAUCGAGAAAAGAUCGGGAAGAACGCCUCCGAAAGAUGAUGGAAGAUGAGGAUAUGCCAGAUGCACCAGAAUCGCCGCCCGAGGAAGAGCAAGCGCCUGAAGAAAGUGACCAAGCUUCCCUGGAAUCAACCCCAGCUCUCCCACAGAAGAAGCAGGAGCCCGAGCUUGAACCAGAGUCCAGUGUGUCAGAGACACGGCCAACGGGUCAACGGCGAAGGGGCAGACGGCAGGUAAUGAAAAAAAAGGUGUCAAGGGAUGCAGAAGGCUACCUAGUCACCAAGGAGGAACCAGUAUGGGAAUCCUUUUCAGAAGACGAGCCCGAACCCCAGAAAAGAAAACCGCUGCCAUCUUCAUCUGCAAAAUCGGCAAAGGGUGGUGCCAAAUCCAGUCAGGGUAGUAUCAUGUCGUUCUUUGGUAAGAAAUAG
Molecule: messenger RNA, 1365 nt
Organism: Trichophyton rubrum CBS 118892
Lineage: Eukaryota; Fungi; Ascomycota; Eurotiomycetes; Onygenales; Arthrodermataceae
Exons: 9
Coding region: 1-1365 (454 amino acids)
Biological process (GO): DNA strand elongation involved in DNA replication; DNA replication; nucleotide-excision repair, DNA gap filling
Cellular component (GO): delta DNA polymerase complex; nucleus
Molecular function (GO): DNA-directed DNA polymerase activity
Source: RefSeq, a predicted model, not a curated record